Hyalella azteca is the source of this 8671-nucleotide messenger RNA. It is a transcript of the gene hob, whose product is annotated as protein KIAA0100. The transcript has 40 exons. Lineage: Eukaryota; Metazoa; Arthropoda; Malacostraca; Amphipoda; Hyalellidae. Bases 189 to 7901 code for a protein of 2570 amino acids. The record is from RefSeq and is a predicted model, not a curated record.
GAGAGUGGUGUCUAAGGCCAUUAGGCCAUUAAUGAGGAGUUUUCAGAUGAUCUAUUAGUAUUACAGCAAUGCUUAUUAGCAUUUGGCUAUUGCACAGCCUGAUUUACUCCACAGAUUCCCUUUACUCUAUUAGAUUGUAAAUGCUCUAAUUUCAUAGAAACUUUCCCUCAAGAAAUAAAUGUAUCAAAAUGUUAUUCUUUAUUCCUCUUGCAAUUGUGCUAUUGUACUAUGCACUGACCAGGCUCAUAGUAUGGCUGGUGGCAUACUUCAUCAUGAGGUGCUACAAUAUCAAGAUACAAAUUUGCAGCAUCUCCCUGCUUCACUUCUGCUUCAAGGAUCUGCUCAUUGAAAAAGGACCCAUAGCCAUUAAAAUUGAUCGAGUAGGAGCAGCUAGCAGCCUCUUCAAUCAAGAUGAACGGAAGAUAUUUGCACUGAAGCUUUAUGAUGUUCGCAUUGAAAAAAGAGCUUGCAAUGAAGAACAUCAGAGUGAUUCAUCAAGCAAGAAAGACUUAAAAGAAAACUCAUUGCCUGAAGAGCCAGUGCUUGGCUUGGUUGAUGAAGACGAGUGGCACGAGGCAUUCACUGAAGCGCUCGUGCCUGAUCUGCCAGCUCCGCGUCUGUUUAAAAUCUCAGCCUCUGUUGUUACUUUAGCUCAGUUUUUUGGUGUGCGGCUGCUGAACGUGAGCUUGAUGUUCCUGAGAGACACCUGGCCUGGCUGUCUGCUGCACGCCACGGCAGAGAGGCUGGAGAUCGAGGCAGCAACUCUCAAUCAAACAAAUGUUGCUCUAUCAGUGAGUGUUCAUAAUUGUCAUGUCAAGAUGCUUCAACCAUCCGCUGAGAAACAUGUGCAACAAAAACUCACAAAUGACAUUAGGAGUGAAGUUGUUCCUCCUGCUCGCCCUGAUGACGACAUCAAAGAACAGAGUGACAAGAGCCGAGUUUUUGCAUCAGUUCUCGGGUCAUUAUAUGGCGGUCGAAACAACAAUGAUUCUAGGACCCAUGAUCCUUCACUACUUGAGUGCUCCUUCUCGUCCAAGUUUUAUGUUCAAGUUGAUGCUGAGCACCAUGCUUAUAUGGAGACAGUGAGCCUGGAGCUGAAAACAGUAAAGUUGGACGUCAGAGAUCGUCUAUUUGUGUUCAUGCAAGACCGCACGGCUGCCUACAGAAGUGCACGUGCUGCCACAAAGACGACUUCCUCUCCUCUCCAGCAAAAUGGGGGAGAUGCUGCUGGCUCUGUUUUCUUCAGUGUUUCUGACGAUACAAAUUAUUCAGCAAGAGAACAAUUGUUGGGGUUACAAGACCUCACUGAGACCCCCACCAGCAUUGCAACAGCUGUUCCUGCUGUAUCGCGCUUUCUCUCUAUUUACUGGCAUCUUGUACCUCAGAACGUAAAUUUGAGCCUUGAGGAUGUGUCUAUGAACGUCACCUCGCACCCCACACGCAGCAACGUCUUGGCUCAAAUGUCCAGUCUACAGUUCACUCUUCGUAUACCUCGCGCUCCACAUACCUUGCAAGCGACGCCUGCACUCUUGCCUGAGGUGUACAGCAGCUUCAGCAUGGAUGGAGUGCAGCUAAACUCCUCUCACCACUCCUUCCUGUCACUGCGCACUCUCAGAUCCGAUUCAUCACACCUUGGCCGGCGUGCUGUGUGUGGUGCAGAGCUUCACUCCUUCUUGUAUUGGUUUGACCACCGAGACCUCUCAGUGUUCCUGCCCUACCUCAGCUGCCUCCUAAACUCCGCGGCCCCUCCGAAGCCUGCUCCUGAAAGAAAAGACCAGAAGAAACUAGUUCCCCUACUACGUGCCUGCUGCGACAGCGUGCACCUGGUAGUAGAACUCCGCGAUAUCGGAGUGGGUGUUAAACUUCCCUCUGGUCCUCCACUGCUGCUGUCGCUCCUACACGGUUCCUUGGACACCGGCACAGGGGACUUCGUGCUGGAAGCGUUCACAUCGCAGCUGGGCCGCGAGUGCUGUUGCUUGAGGCCGCUGCGGCUGCUAGAAUGUUAUUGCGAAGCGGCCAACAAUUGCACCACUGGCCGCUGCCCUCCUGCUAGACGCCACUCAGGCGGGGGGGAACUGAAACAAUCACCGGAUCCUGUUAUAGAAACUCGGCACAGGCGCAGUGUUGGUCACGCUGGUCGUGAGAAGGUCACCUCAUCGCUGCUAGGGCAGUAUGGUACUCAGAACUACCUUCUAAGCCUGACGGAUCUAAUGGAUUAUACUAAUGUAGGGAACCGAGCCCAGGCUCCAUACGAUGAACUGCAAUUGUUAGCUCAACUCAGAGGCGGUGACCAUCAAGAACGUCAUAUUUGGGGCAGUCCUGUGUCUCUUGGACUUUGCUGCGUCCACUUCAGUCCAGGCUCUGUUUUUCACGAAGCUCCUCAUGCAGAUAUUAUCGACAUGUUUGAAGGGAAUAAGAAUUUUAUGGAUUCUAGUCGCUCGUCUGAUGGAUGUCGACAACGAUAUUUCUCCAGAGGAGAGUCAGGAGUUGGGAGCUUCAGCUCGAGUUUCCAAAGACACCGUUCAAGUCAGUCACUUAUCAAUGAUCCUGCUGUCACGGAGCAACAUACACACGAUAACGUCACUAACGUUCAUCUUGAUCACCUACAGCUUGAGUGGAGCCCUUCGCUUGCCAACUUCAUGUGCGCAGUUCUCAGUUACGCCGUGGAGGUAAAGCAGUUCUUGGGGCUAAAGCCCUCGCCCCAGCCCUCGCACUCGUCACCUAAACCUGAUUCUCCUGUGACGUCAUCUCAUAUUGAGAGCCUGAAAAGCCUCACGCUCGACUGCUCCAGCAUCAAUAUCUUCGCACACACCAAAUACGACCAAUCCCUGAUGCUGCGAUGCGACAGUGUGCGCUCAGCUCGCCGCAGCACCGCGCUGUUCCACGGCCUGAAGCUCAUACAGUUUGUGCCACAGAAAAAGCCUUUUCAUUGUGAAGAUGCCGCCAGCAUUAAGUGCGGGUUGGUGGUAGCAGACGUGGGCGUGCUGAGCGUCGUGCUGAGUGAGGGCGACACGCUGCUGGAGGUGAGGAACGAGUGCUCGCUGCACUGGUGGCCUGCUACACACCUCACGCUCUUUGCUGUCUUCAUGGAUCUCAAGGAGUUGAGUUCCAGUCUGCGCUCCAACCACACCUGGACAAUUUCCCCAACAUCACAAGUUGAGUCUCCCACUAAGCCAAAAACAGAGCUGCGACUGCAGGUUCUUGCUAAGAGUCCAGUGAGUUUGCGGCUAACUCUAUCAGAACGUCACGAGGCUCGCUUGAGUGUAGUUGGCUUCACGUUUCUCACCGCCAAAGGUCUUACUUGCAUCCAAGCAUCUCUUUUGGACCUUGAUCUUGACCAGCACAAAAUUAUGAGCGUCACUGAUGGCAAGCUCGUCUCUUCCUUCAAAUCCUCUGAGCUGCGUAACGAGAGACAAGCUUUUCCUGAGCUGGAGCAGCCAAUAAACAAGGCUUGGCGUCUCACCAUCGCGAUUUGGAAGGUCACAUUUCCUUAUGAGUUCGAUUUUGCAGAGGCAUUCCAUGAAGACUUCUUGUGUCUAGUAAAGUGGCUUAAAACGGUCCACAAGAACACAAAAAAAGUCAGCAGUCCUGUUGAGGCGAGCUUCGUUAACUCGCCAACUAUUGGUAAAUCCACCACCUCAAACGAGAAGAAGUUACCUCCUGACAUAAUCGUGAAGGUGACGGAGUGGGUCGUGAGUGUCGAGGACGAUCCUUUUGAAGUGAAGCUCCGUUAUAAUUACGAGCUAAUGGAGGACGAAUACCAGGAGAGUUGCAAGCGAAAGAAAGCUUUUAACGCUCGGAUAAAUGACUUGCAGCGCUCAGGGGCUUUUCUCACUUCCAACAAAAUUGAAGAGCUUCACAAGAGCCUCAAAGAAAAGGACUCGGAGACAUACAUCAAACGGUCAAAGCAGAUGUACGAGUCAACGCCCGUGCGCAGUCCACUCUUUACGUGGGUUGUGAAGGAUCUUGUUGGUUUUGCUUUGGCAGAUCCAUCUUUCGAUGGAAAGGAAAAUAUCCUUCGCAACAUGGAGGAAAUUGAUUCGUGCCCGAACGGGGACGAGGAGUUCAGCACCCUGUGGUGCAGGAUGCUGAGCGCCUCGGUGGGCCUGUGGCAGCUCAGACUGAGGGACUACCCGCAGCCUCUGCUCGACGUGUCUGCCCUCGAGAUGUGGGGGCGCCUCGUGUGUGGCGAGCAGUGCGCUCCUCACAAGAGAGGUGAGCGAACUGUAGUGCUGCCGCUGCCUGCGCCGUGGCACGAUGGCAAAGUCAAGCGAUGCCUGGCACCUCGCAAAUUCUAUCACGACUUCACCUGGGAGGCUCGCACCUUCAUCCUAGCCUACGGCCCUUGCUGGGAACCUGCUAUGUCACAAUUCAGUUUAGCCAUGUCGCUUGUGACGAGUCGCUCUGUGGACCCAUCCCUGCCGCUGCCCUGGUGGGAUAAGGUCCGUCUUCUCCUACACGGCCGUCUGCUCCUGCUCGCCCAGAACUUCACCCUGAAGCUGCACGCCUCGCUAGACCCGUACAACACAACUGAGGAGAUGGAGCUCACCUGGACCGACCUUACCAUGGACUGGGUUAAUGCUAAGCUCGACUUCUCUGGUGACUUGAAUGUGUUCGUGCGCACGGCUUCCAAGUACGACGAUGCCAGACUGCUGCGCAUGCCCAAUCUCAGACUGGAGCUGAAGUUGCGCUGGAUUUGUUUGGGCGAUCCUAACGACCACCAUGCAGUGAUUCUCUGUGCACCAGACAAGCUGCCUGAAUACUCCAGUAACCAAGAGCAUGACUCGUAUCGCUCAUUCCGCAGCCGUAACCUGGAUAUUAACAUUAACUUGGAGACACGUCCGCUGGUGCGGGACAACGUGGUCGUUAACCCUGUCAUCGAGAUGCUCUUCUAUGGCAGCACACUCAGGUGGUUUGAGAAUCUAAAGUUCAUUUUGAGCGGCGUAACACGACCAAUAAGGAGGGGCAAAGUAUUCAACAACACGGCUCCCCGCAAACCGCAGCUGUCGCGCCACUACCGCAACAUUCACCUCGCCUUGGCCUUGCAGAGGUUUGAUGUGCGCUACUGGUUGUCGGUGGGCGUAAAGAAAGGCUUCCAUCUGAGUGGCGAGCGUCUCUCUCUCAGCUCUGAACAUAGUCGCGCGCUCACACCCCGGAAUUCUGGGCUGAGGCAACGCUCCCUGUCUCGCUGGUCUGUUGUCUACCUCAAUACAGAGCUGCUUCAGGCCCAGGUUUGGCUUCAAAGUGUCCUGACCGAAGAAGAACCCUCGGUGGAAUCAUAUGAAAAUGAGGAGACCGCCUCCAAAACUGACGGCAAAAAGUCAGUUCCUGAUCAGCCGGACGGACAAGCAGGCCACAAGACGAGACCUGAUAGCAAAGGAUCGUCCAAGCGCGACGAUGCUAACAAAACUGGCGAUAAUCACGACGCCGGUGCUGCCAAGAAAGAGUCUGAUCAAGAGAGCACGAGGCGCAAAGUCGGUCCCACUCAGCCUCCUCAAGUCGAGAAGUUCUAUUUCCUGCACGUCACCAAAGUCGCCUACAUGCACGAGACGCUCUCUGCCGACCACCCCUACAUGAGCAGCGGGCCCGCCACGGAGACCCCGCAGCACAGGCUCGUUGUGCAUCACCUCAAGGGUGCAUGGACGACACACAACCGCGACAUCGUCUUGGCGCUCUACGACUCGUGGACCAAGAGCCGUCAGCUGAAGCACAACCUGAGACCCGAUGUCCUGCAGAGCUUCUCUGGCGCCGCGCGCAACGCCCGCAGCGCUGCUGACCGGGCGCAGCCUGUGCUCAACGCCGCCUCUCCUUCAUCUUUGCAUACGCCCUCUGGCCUAGAAGCAACUCCCUCGCCUCUGUCACGGCUGCAGUCAGGCACGGGUGCUGAUCUGCUGCACCAGCUCAUCAAGGAGGCCGAGAACAACUUCGUGGCGUACUCUGAAGACUGCAGCAACACGUCCGAGCAGCCCAGGGAGUCGAACACACUGCACGGUGUGACUGACUGUACCAUGGAUGAUGUCGUCUGCAAGCGAUGGCUCAUUGAGUUGGUGAACUCGCAAGUGUUGCUGAAAGGCUGCGAGACGCAAGGCUACGUAAUUUUAAGUGCCGCGAAGAGUCAAGUUAUUCAGCGCAUCCAUCGCCCCGCGUGGCGCCAGCAGACGCUCAACAGCAAGACCACUUGGUACGGCUCCCUGGAGUGCAUGCAGUACUACGCUACUGUCAGCCCCAGCCGCUCACAGACGCAGAUGGCUGACAAUAUUCUGUGGCUGAGCGUGGCGAAUAUUGAGGAGCGUGGAGAUGCACACGAGCCUCUGGACCUCACGGACAUCGUGGGCAGCAACCAGUGCGCGGGUGGCGUGGUCACUGACACGGUCGGGGGCGCGCAGCUCGAUAAGUCGGGACAUUGCCACGACAUGCAGUUGCAAAGAAUCGUGUCGCGUUGUCGCUGCGAGUUCUACUAUGUGUGCUACGGCGAGCUGGGCAUGGAGCCCGAGCUGCUGGGCGAGGUGCAGCCUCCGCCGCCCAACACUGAUGAGCUCUGGGGCGACCACAGAGAUCCUACUGACACUUUCACUCUGAUGCAUCACGACCUCUGCAUCAGCACCAACUCUUUGCAGUACAACAUGGUGGUGGACAUCCUGAACAAGCUUCUUCUCUACGUGGACCCUGUCAAGAAGGCGGCGAGUUCAGCGCUCGCCAGGAUGCGGUUCCAACUGCAGCUCAGCUCUGGUGAUGACCAGAAGAAACCUAUCGUCAAGCUCCAGAACCAACUCAGGAACCAUUUACUGCAAUUACGUGCGCUGGAGAAGGACGUGUACCUCGUACAGCGUGCCCUGGACCGCGAUCCUCAGCACGACCCUCUGCUCAGAGAAAUGGAGAUCCUCAACAAGCGGGUUGUGUCUUGCAAAGAACGUCUCUCUAGUCUCAGUCAGGAACUUGCGAUCAGAAUUCAUUGCUACAACGAGUCGCUGCUGCGAGCCAACCAUAAAAUGUCCAUGGCUCAGGGAGACAAGGUUACAACCAUCAGAAUAAACGAAGUGUUCUUCCGGAAAGCUCAGUGGCGCCUCACGGAAGACGAUGGACAGCUGGGCAUUUCUGAAGUGGCUCUUUCCAAUUUCUUGUACACUAAGAAGACGAAUUCAGACGACAGCGGUGAACAUUUACUCGAGCUUGGCUACGUCAACAUGAAGAACUUGCUGCCCAACCAGGCCUACAGGGAUGUGCUAGCCCCCACCACCCUCACCAGCGCAUGUCCCCUCGACAGACAGAAAACGUUGCGGAUAUUCUGUCGAGAGAAGCCUCCUUGUGGUGGCAUCUCCGUUAUCGACCACUUUGAGAUCAACGUCGUACCGCUCGAUAUUUCUUUGACUUAUCAGUUCUACAAGACGAUUCUGAAAUUUUGCUUCCCUGACAACGUGGUGGUGGUCGAAGAAUCAGAAAGCAGGAGGCGUCAGUUGGCGCGUCGGGCUGCUAGAGCCAACAAGGACUCGCACUUCUAUGUCAAGCUUCAGAAAGAUGAUGUCGAAAUCAUGAAGCAAAGAGCCGAGCAGAACAAAAUGUUCGUUUACAUCAAGAUUCCUGAGCUGAAGAUUCGCCUAAGUUACAAGGGGAUGAAGGAAAAGAACUUGACAGACGUGACGAACUUCAGGCUCGUGGUGCCGUCGCUGGAGUACCACAACGUCACGUGGACGUGGCUCGACUUUCUCAACGGACUUAAGGAGCACUGCAAGAGUGCGCUCGUGCCGCAGGUCAUAAAGAUCAAGCUGAACGUGCUGAACAAAGGAACCGACGCCACGGCUGAGCUCAACGAAGAGGCUAAAGCCAGGCUGCUCCUUGGCGACCGCCAUCUGCCUUCUACCGCACGCACGUCCAAGAAAAGUUUGUUCAAGUUCAAGAAGUAACGCAUUGGAUGAAUUCCGUCAUGUCUUCAUUGACAGGAGUCUCAUAGUUAGAGUUACGAAAACUUUCAUCUAUUCGAUAUUGUUAGUGCUCGUUUUAAAAUAUUCUUUCACCGAAACAUUUUGUCCUAAAACUUUAUUCCGAUCUCUGGCAAUGAAAUUUGUUCUGGUGUUCCGUGAGUAUUUUUUUUUUAUGAUUUAUGACCGUUCAUGCUGCACGAGCCAAAGUUUAUGCAUUCCACAUUUAAUUUUUAUGCCCAUUAUGUUCAUAUGAAUAAUUUCAAGACAUUUCUUCGUAUCUUUGUAUUCAGGAAAAUUUCAGUGUUCAUCUCUUUUCCGACUUCUGUUUGUUUCUCGUCUGUAUUUACUUCGCCUUGCUGCUCAACUAGCGAGUCAUUACCACGAUCUCUUUUAUUCAACGAAACUUGUACAUGACAUUUUUAUUUCUGUGUUCUAUUCUAUGCUGGACGGAAAGAUUACUUUGUCCUGUCAGGAUGCUUACGAUUACAUGAUGGAGGUUAUCAUGUCAGAACUACUAUUAUUACAAUAAUUUUAAACCUUCUGCAAGCUAUAGUCUUUCUGAGGACGUACUUUACAUUAGUUAUGUGCUUAGGUAUUGGUGACCUUAUAAACAGGCAUAGCUACCUAUAUAGGAGGAAAGUGUUUCAGAGAGUGAAUUAGUUCGUUACGCGUAUCGGUGGCACUCACGUUUCUUGCUCUUAUUAAAUCAUAUUAUAAUAUCUUAUUAUCAAAAUGAAAUGUUUAUUUUUUAC